This is a messenger RNA of Cannabis sativa, 693 nucleotides long. RefSeq lists its product as uncharacterized. The record is from RefSeq and is a predicted model, not a curated record. Lineage: Eukaryota; Viridiplantae; Streptophyta; Magnoliopsida; Rosales; Cannabaceae. Bases 1 to 693 code for a protein of 230 amino acids. The transcript has a single exon.
AUGUUCCAUCCCAUCAAAGUAGCAGACAAUGUUGUGGUUUUGCGCAAUUUGGGAUUUAACAAGUUGGUGUCGGUGAACAAUCCUGAUACUGACACAGCAGCAGUUAGAUCCAUGUAUGAGUCUGACAUUAUCGAUAAAACCAAGCUCAUGGUGGUUGAGCGCGUCACAUCAAGGAAAAUCUACAACAUUAAUUUUCGAAAAGAGGAGGGUAGGGUUUAUAACCUCAGCGUUAUGGAGAUGAGUCAUGCAGUGGCCGAUAACCCUGACGAUGUACAUAACACUAUGGGAUUGACACUUGAAUUCAAUAAAACAAGAUCAAUUUCUCUUCGCAACAGCGUUUCACUACUAUCUGACGUUAAAACAACCAUUGAAAUCAAUGCAAUUCCAUUGAUAGUCAAUAAAGAAAAUAUUAAAUUGUCAGCUAAUCAGGUUACUGCAGUAGGACAAUGGGGAAAAACCAAAACUAUCGAAACUUUAACCAAGACUAACUACACUGUUAGAGUGCCUCCUAAGACUAGAACAAGGGUUACUCUUGUUGUGACGCAAGGAACGUGCGAGGUUCCAUUCUCAUAUGCUCAAAAAGAUAAUUUCUACGAUGCCACUUCCAAAAUCUUGGAGAUGGAAGAUGGGAUGUACACUGGGGUCAAUAUUUUCGACAUCGAUAUUAAAACCAGCCAUGAAAUACUAUCCUAA